AUGGACGACAUAUCAGAUGGGCAUCCUUCCUCCGCCGCGGCCAUGUCUGCUGCGGCAGCAGCACAGGCUGCCCACUUCCUUGUCCAGAACCUCUCCUCCGUCGACACAAUAUCUCGCUCCACGUCCCCCGGCGUGCCUAUUCUAACCCCAGACGAGGACGACAAGAAGCGGUACCGCCCUCGAACCUUUGCGUACUUCUCUCAGCUGCCUUUCGCCGUAGAAGAAGACCACGAGCGCGACGAAGCCCUGCAAGGCAUCCUCAAGAAUCUGUACAUUGCUGUCAAGGCGGAAGACUUCGCUCCUGGUGCGAUGCACUGGACUCGGGAGCUCCAAGGCUGGCUGAACCUCAAGUUCGAGAUGGUCCGCGAGCUGCGCGCCACCCUGGCGCAGCUCUACUACCAUCUUGCUCUGGCCCCGGGUCUCGACAGCAACACCGCGGAUCGAUUCACGAAGAUGGUCAUCACUCUGACAAAGAAGAAGACCUACUUGAAACCCGGCGACGAUCUGUACCUCGACUGGCGGCCACUGUGGAAAGAGUUGAAGGGCCUCGUCUUGCCUUCAGAAAGUGCUGCCCAUCAAUCAAGUAGGAGGAAAAGUGGAAGACACUUGUUGAGGCUGGCCAUGCAUGCGCAGACCUACUUCGACCCCAGCGAUCGACAAGAGAUGCUGGGAGAGUUCCUGCCUCUGUUCAGCACAUCCGAUCUGUCCUGCGCGUAUAUUGCGACAGCCGCGAUCAAUGUGCUGGUUCCUACGGCUCCGUCUUUGCCCUCGCAGCCUCUAUCGCAGCCCUCCGACUACCUGCCUACAUACUUCCACCUAUGGUCGCUUAUGACGAGGUCCAAGUCCUUUGACAUCUUCUUCUUAGACAUCUACUCGCGAAUAGCAAGAGACUACCUCAGCUGCACCCAUGUGCCAUAUACGGAGCACGGAAUAUUCACCAAAGACCAGUCUGACCUCAUCUUUACUGCCAUCCUGCGCCUCACUGAGGUUCCCGUUGGCCAGGCCAACUCUCCAUACACCCCUCUUGACUACUCCAUGGGCGCUGCCGUGUUUCUGGAGAGGGACAAGAAAAGGCACCCCGUGCCGCACAUUGUUGCUAGAUGGAUCGUACACUCAUUGUCUCCCAAGUGCCUGAAGGCCGAGAGCUCCGUCAUGACCAGCCUUGAAGGACUGAUAGAGUCCAUUGAUACCUUUUUCCAUCCAUCAAAUCAAGGCUCAUGGACUAACUUCUUGGCGCAAUUCGUCUUCUUCCUCACACACGGCUUCGUCUCUCGAUGGAACCGUGAGCAGGUCGGUGAGCUUGACACACCGGCUGAUCGCAGGAUCAACCCGGAGCUCAAGAAGCGCUUCGUCCUCGCCCUCAAAGAAGUCACAUUCAUGGGACUCUUUGCAAAGAGCAUGAAAGCAGUCAGUUACUAUACCAGCACACUGCAAUGGCUGGCCUACUUGGAACCAGAUAUCAUACUCCCUGGUGCAUUACAGAGAUUCUACCCAAGUCUGCAGGGACUGGUUGAAGUGCACCGUACAACUUCAAGUCUGAGCGGUCUCAUGAUGAUUGCAAAUGUCAUGUCGAAGCACAAAGGCUUCAGAUGCCAUCUCACAGCUCUGUUGGCGUUAGCGCUGCCUGGAAUAGACGCCAAUGAUUUGGGAAAGACACAAUAUACACUCAGCUUCAUCCAGAGUGUCGCAUACAGCAUCCCAUUUGUGCCACUCGUCAAGGAGGACUCGGAAGUGCGAGACACAAGCCUGGCCGUGCAGUGGGUCCAGGGUGAGAUGGACCGUAUGGAGCGUGACGGCCAGGAUGUCCAGAUCAACUACCAGGAAGAGUUGUCAGACGAGGAUGAGGCCAAUAUUGUCCGCUCGUCAACAGCUGCCUUUGGAGAGUUCGUUCUCACAUUACUUGGCAAAGUCUUCACCCUUUUGGAGAACCUUCCCGACGCCUCGCAGGUUCGCGCAAACUCCCCCGAGGACAAUGUCAUCAAUACGCUACCUGCAGCUCUGACUCCACUAUUUGCGUCGUUAUCGCCGGAGCUCUUUGACCAGGCUUUGGAAAAGGUGGCAGCUUUUGUGUCGUCACAUGUUGUUCAUCAGGCCAGAGAUGCCAUGGCUUGGAUCUGCAAUGCCCUCUGCAAGGUCCACCCCGAAAAGACUCUUAAAGCAUUUAUCCCCAUGCUCAUCGUCAACAUUCGUAAUGAGAUCGAUUACAAUGGUGCUGCAUCAGAUCGCAGCAGUGGCACAGAUGUGUUGCCACGGGACCGAGCCCUUGUCUGGCAUGUGAGCAUGCUUAGCAUGACUGUUGUCAAUGUCGGUGCCGAGGUUCUCAAAUACAAAUCAGAACUAUUUGACAUUGCCCAGUACAUGCAAGAAAAGUGUCGCGGUAUACCUACCAUACACAUCUCAAAUUACAUCCACCACUUGCUACUUAACCUGACUCAUACCUACUCUGUCGAUACCAACCUUUACGAACCAGAUGUCAUCAAGAGGGGCCUGGAUGCGGAUGACUGGGGCAAGACCACGUCACCGGCAGACCUUACCAUCAAAUGGCACCGACCCUCGACAGAGGAAAUACAAUUCGCCGUCGAGCUUUUCGAAUCCCAAGCCCACGGUGCGUCUGAGAGGCUGGAAUCCCUGAUGAGUGAUCAAACCCCUAUUAGCCGCAAGGGCAAGAAUAAAGAGUGGGGAGACGAGGUAUCGAGGCAACUGACACAACUGAGGCUCGUUAUCUCUGGAGUAUCCGCAUUGUUUGACCCUAAACGUGCCGCUGGCGAGGCCAAUGGCCAAAGAACAGAGGAUGGCAGGAUAGAGGCUGAUGGCGAUACCAUCAUGGAUGAGGACGAGGAUCCCCUGGCUGAAGUUGCCGACGAUGAAGAACUGAAGCGCCAGUACCGGUAUCCUUCUGGUUACAUCCUUGACGCGAAGAGCCCGCUAUACAGUCGCAUCCAUGACCUACGGGAGGACGUCGGACGGCUUCUUUCCAGAAUCCACGGAUUCCUGAACAGCAGUGCCGAGGAUGAUGUCACCUGCUUCACCGCUCUAUAUGCCACGUUCCGCACGUGGAUCACAGAUGUUGGUAUUGAAAGGUCUGCCCAUCCACUGGAGCGUCUCUCUAGAUUAUACAAAGCCGACAUCACCCCUUUCAAGAUCCCUGGAUUGCGCAAGGUCUACCCGCGACCCCUCCUGGUUAAGCGAGCAGAUGCGUAUCAGCUUCAACGAGUCAAAUACAACGCAUCGUAUCGACAGAAGAGCGACCUCGACAAGCGACUUCUUCUUGAUCUUGCUGAAUCGUGCACAUCCUCGUACGCAGACGUGCGAAGAGUUGCACAGGGCGCGCAAGAUUCCUCGUUGAAGGUGCUUAUCGGCGGGCGCCCCUUGGUGAUUCCGGUCAUCCUUGAAAAGUACCGCAAGGCGCUUCAAGAGAACGACCACGAUCACAUCAAAGGUGCCAUGUACACUUUGCUCUUCACGUCCUUGACAAAGACUCUGUUGAAAGAUUGGCGCUUUGCUCCUGACCUGAUGCGGCUGUACAUCGAGACGGCUAGCGUCGACAAGGCAUCAAUACAGCGGCUGCUAUCCACUGCGCUCUACCCACUGCUUGACUUCGGUAAGCCUUUUGAACGCAUGGUUAUAGUAGACCUCAAAGCUGUGGACACUAUUAAGCCAGCCGAGGAUUGCUCGAAGGUCAUACAAACGAGACAUGAUUUCAUUCUUGAGCGUAGGAAGAGGGUUGAGGCCAAGAAAGGCAAGCUGGGUCUCGAGCUCAUCGAGAAAGCCAAAGGAGCCCACUGGAAAGUUAGCCUCAAGUGCGCCAUCUUCGCCACGAACAUGGUUCUUCGUUUCGAUACUCUCGCGCCCUCACAGUUCAUCGACUUGGUGGUCAAUGGGACAAAUGAUGAUCAUCCGGGCUUGCGAGCCAACUACCAGCUGGCAUUCUCGAACAUCUUCUCGAGCAUCGAUCUGAGAGCCGUCUAUGGUCACGAGUACCGGAACUAUCUCUUGGAAGAGGACUCGGAUAAUGUCAAAUUGGAAAUCGACGUCCCGUCCAAUGACCGGGACUGGACUGAAAGUUUUAUCAGUUCUUUCGCCAAGCUUGACGAUGCCAAGUACUUCGUCGAUGCAGACCAUCCUGGAUGGUUGGUCUGGGGCAAGAAGUUCAAUGCCUCCAAAGCUGAUCCUGAGCCAUUUGUGGCAUACGAUGACACCGAGAAGAAGGUUCGAGAGCAGGUCGGAAAGCUCUUGACAAAAGAUUGGUUCGCGAAGUGCUUCGAAUUCAUGAAACAAGAGCCGCGAGACGCGAGUGCGGACAAGUUCCGCAUGCAGAAUGUUAUUCUCCUGAUGCAUGUCUUCGACCUGAUCAAUUACGGAGUGGCAGCUGCCAAAUUUGAUGAUAUCAUAGAACUGGUCAAGGAUAUCUACGGGGAUGGGAGCGACAAACACCAACAUAGGGCCACAGCAGAGAUCCUUGGUGCGAUGCUGUCUGGCGGCAUCGACGAUCCCAGAGAAUACCGAGACAAAGUCUGGAGCUUCGCCGGGCCAAUGAUGUUGAAGAUCUUCGAGGACUCUUUGACGCCAGAGAAUCUUCAGUACUGGAUGACAUGUCUCCAUUUGACGGUAGACGCCAAGGAUCCUCGUCGUUCUCGAGAGAUUGUUGAGCACUUGAGCUCAUUCAGAUUGGACAUGUCCUCUAAUGCGGCUUUCAAGGAAGCAGCCAAGGUUCAACUCCUCGAGCUCGUCAUCAAUGACGCGGGCUGGCACUUUCAACUGGAAAAGCCGAUUCUGGAAGACUUCUUGGCUCAUAUCGAUCAUCCAUAUAAAUCUGUGCGAGAGUCCAUUGGUCGAGUCAUCGCCACAAUCUAUCGUACACGAUAUCACGAGUCGUUCCCCAAUGUGACAAAGUUGCUCGAGGCCAACAAGGCGGAGUCCUCUAUAGGCAUUCGACCUUACCAGCCAACGGCAGAAUUCUCUGCAACCAUCAAAGAAGUAUUUGCCCGCUUGGAGAAAUGGCGCCACGAGCGCACUCCAGGACAGCAGGAGCCAUCCAGUUACACAAACGGAUCAAAGACAGUGCUGACCUGGCUUGACUCGAUGCUCAGUUCUCAAGAGUGCACCCAGCUUGUCCCAUUCUUCCCAGAUCCAUUCAUCGACCAGCUGCUCCACAUGAUGGACGUCAAGGAGGACCCGGAGCUGAUGCGGCUGGCGUAUCACGUAUAUCGGCACCUGGCCAACAUCUCCUUCCGCGAAGGGGAGGAUGAAGCUUUCAUCAAAGCUCUUAUCCGCAUAGGAAGGUCUGCUUCUUCGUGGCACCAGCGUCUGCGUGCGCUAGUGAACAUGCAAGUCAUAUACUUCCGGCGACUCUUCCUCACAGCACCCAAACACCGAGAGAUGCUGUUCGAAGCUGUUGGGGACAUGCUUUCCGAUACACAACUAGAGGUCCGGGACUGUGCAUCCAACACACUCGCGGGGAUGAUCAGGUGCUCUCCAGCAUCGCUUCGCAACCCGAUUAUCAAGAGCCUGAUUGAUAGAUUCAAGCAACAGCUCAGAGACAAUCCGAUGCCGAAGCGCAAGCUCCCCGGAACGGACACACCGGUAGACACCCAGAAGCAGGUGGUACGGCGGCAUGCGGCCGUGCUUGGCCUGGGAGCGCUUAUUGAAGCGUUCCCCUACGCCACCCCGCCUCCGCCGUGGAUGCCGGAUGUGCUUGCACACCUUGCCCGAAGGCCGGCGACGGAUCCCGGUGUGGUGGGCAAGGCGGCCAAGACCAUUUUAGCAGAGUUCAAGAAGACCAGGCAGGACAGCUGGAUGGUCGAUCAGAAGCACAUUUCAUAUCUUCCGACGGACGAUCUUGGGGAGGCCAUUGGGCCUGGAGAAGAAGAAGGAAUCAGGAGGAGCAAACGCGAUGAGACCCACGCAAUGGCUAGUGCCGUUUCGGGCAGUCAAGUGCGCCGUCAUCGACAGCCUGCCCUGCACGAGCGUGGCAUCCUGCCUCGUAAUAUGAACGAGGAGCUGGGACCCAGCCCCAUCGCGCUGCGCAUCUGCGCACGCGUCACAGCAGGUGGCUGA
Diaporthe amygdali is the source of this 6057-nucleotide messenger RNA. Its product is annotated as proteasome activator subunit 4. The record is from RefSeq and is a predicted model, not a curated record. Gene Ontology annotation, biological process: proteasomal ubiquitin-independent protein catabolic process. NCBI's taxonomy places the organism in Eukaryota, Fungi, Ascomycota, Sordariomycetes, Diaporthales, Diaporthaceae. Gene Ontology annotation, cellular component: cytosol; nucleus. The transcript has 4 exons. Gene Ontology annotation, molecular function: proteasome binding; peptidase activator activity. The coding region runs from base 1 to 6057 and encodes 2018 amino acids.